Messenger RNA from Saccostrea echinata, 2613 nucleotides. RefSeq lists its product as uncharacterized. The record is from RefSeq and is a predicted model, not a curated record. Gene Ontology annotation, molecular function: protein binding. Bases 286 to 2286 code for a protein of 666 amino acids. Lineage: Eukaryota; Metazoa; Mollusca; Bivalvia; Ostreida; Ostreidae. Gene Ontology annotation, biological process: signal transduction. The transcript has 7 exons.
UAUUCUGUACUAUCCCAUAAAAUGUGUUGAUGACUUAAAAAGAAAAGACAGAAAAGUCAUGUGUUAUAUUUGAGGUGUUUCAGUGGAUGAAUACAGUGCGCUUCCAGAAAAUUUUCGAAGACUAAUGAUGGAUAUAUAUGUAUUUACGCAGGGUUAGAAUUAUAGAAUAAAUAUAAUCAAAGCAAGUUUUUGAAACCAAUUGGACAAUGCCGGUAGCAAUUGCACGGAAUACAAACACAACCGCCAAAAAAACGACCAUCUCCUGAGUCGGAAAGUGGCGGAAGUAUGAAGAACAAAGAAAUUUCUAAUUCGUGUAGCGUUGCCAUAGGAACAAACAACGACUUCAUGGACGACGACGCACACCUCAAAGUAACAUAUUCACCGGGCAAAAAAGGUGGGAAUUUUGGACUUCCACUGGGUGGAAAACUGAUUUUGCCGGAUGGGUUGUUUGGUAAAAAGGACACAAUUACAUGCCAGGUGGCAUCUCCUUCUUUAAGAUGGAAGUAUUACCCCACCCUCCCAUCUUACGAGCAUAUAACAAGCGAAAUCUACACGCUGCAAUCAACGAUGCAUCCGCUGAAGAAAACAGUCAUCGUGCAAAUUCCUUACUAUCAAAUUGACACUGAGCACAAUGAAAUUAACGUCAAAGGACAAUGGAGCGACGAAAGUGAGUGGGUGGAUGUAGGAUUUCUAAAGAAGGCAAACUCUUCAGUAGAGCUGGAGGUAGACCGAUUAGGGAUAUUCAUCGUGACCUUUACCCCUAAAAAGGAACUGUUUGACGUCACACCACAAGGAUGCUUGUACAACGCACAUAUAAGUCGCUACAUCAGCGUGCGAUUUCCAAAGAAAGCGCACGAUAAACCAUUUCAAUGUGCAAUUCAGAUUUCUCCCAUCCCAAGUGACAAACUCCAACUUGCAAAAGAGUUAAGCCCAGGAGAAACAGCGGACCUCGUUUUGGCCACAGAGUUUAUAGAUCUCAUCCCAAGCGCUCCUUGUGUUUUUAAACGAGCAGUGUCCGUGAAGCUCCCUCUUCCAACGGGAGUUGAGGUUGAGGAUGAACGCAGUGAAGAUAUUGCAGUACUUCAGAAAACGGAAAAUGGUUGGGAAUUAGUAGAGUCCAAAUACAAAUUCACCAGGACGACUGUGACAUUUGAUACAAAAUCUCUUUCAAAAUUUUGCGUUAUGCAGUCUAAACCAGAUAGACAAAAGCGACUACCUCCUGCAGCACAAGUCCUAGAGAAUCGGAGCAAUCGGGAAAAGGGCGAAAUUGUAGCUUUCUUAAACCUUAAGGAAAAAUUCUGGUUCAUGGUUUUGGAGUGCAUGCCAUUAAAUAAGCUUGAAAGUCGCGUGAAAGAAAUGAGUGAAAAGGGAUUCAAACACGUUGUGAAAGACAUUGUCAAGAAAGAUGAACCAUCCAAUCCAUUUAGACGAUCGCAGAAAUUUCAACAACCAACACGACAAAUACAAGUCCCACCUACCUGUGAAAUUAUAGAUGGAAUGAAAUGGGAUUUUUCGGUGGGAGAUGAUAUUAAAGUGAACUCCGAAAGUAACUAUUCGGAAAACAGAGAACUACACUACUUCCGGUAUUUACCGGAAAGUUACCGACAGUUUGUUAUAGAACCGAAAACUAACGAUGAACGCGCAAUCACUGGUGCAAUAAACCUCGACCCUGUUGGGAUUGAGGACAAAAAUCUCAGAGACAAUUGUACUUGUUCCAUUAGAAUUGAAAUUGAUGAGGAAACAGUGAAAGCAUAUUUCAAACCGGAAUUCGUCCCAGAAGAGCCAGAGCCUAAAAAGGAGAAGGUCAAUUUCGACAUACUGAACACACCUGUGUUUAAGGAAGAGAAAACGGAAGUUCCUGCGAUUCCAAAAUUCAAACCCCUUCCGCCCAGCGUCAUGGAACGGCUUAUGAAAACAAGUCGAAAACCAAUCAUAAUUGAAAGAGAGUCAAAAGUCAUUUCUGGAAAGAGCCUGCGCAAUCUCUCGAAACUGGUUCCCGAGGGCCUGACUUUAGCAGUUCACCUUGACCUUCCAGACAGCACCAUAACCGGCCUCGGUUUCGAUGCCAUUUCAAACGGCUUGAGCAUGUCCGACGUCACAUAUAAAAUCCUCUUAUACUGGAAGCGCAUGUGCAAAGAUAAGAAAGAUGGCGCUGUCAAUUCCUUAACUAACGCACUAAGAGACAUGGGGCGUGAUGAGCUGGCAAAUAUAGUGUUCGAACGCCAUCGUGACAACAAAGAAUUGACACCGGAUGCGUUUUCUCCCUUGUUUACUGCGUAUCAAUAAAAAUAGACACAUAUUUGUAACAACCUAAACUAAAUACAAGAGCAAUAUUUAUUUUCAAUAUAAUGAAGAAGCAAUUACACAUGUAUACGUACGUAUUACGUAACAAAACUGAUGUCCUCAUACUUUUUGACCUGAUUUGUGCAUUUCCCUUUAAGCUGUGAUAAAAUUUUGUUGAUAAGCCGUCCAUUAAUUUAAUAUUAGAACUUCAUUUCAUAUUUUGUAUUAUUUUGUAUACUGUGAUUAUUUUUUUGUAGCAAAUAUAUUCUGCAUGCAGCAUAUUACAAAGUUUAAUAUAUAAUGUAUGUUAUUAAAAGCUUAUUUGUGUAA